Cantharellus anzutake is the source of this 705-nucleotide messenger RNA. RefSeq lists its product as uncharacterized. The record is from RefSeq and is a predicted model, not a curated record. Bases 1 to 705 code for a protein of 234 amino acids. NCBI's taxonomy places the organism in Eukaryota, Fungi, Basidiomycota, Agaricomycetes, Cantharellales, Hydnaceae. The transcript is spliced from 6 exons.
AUGGGCCCAGGACGUGUUGCUGCCGAGUACGUCCAUUCCAUCAUCCCGACGGAAGCGCUUGUAACAAAGGACGACGGGCAUUACCUCUCUGUAACCAGCGAGGAGUGGAAAGGUAUGAUUAAGCCCCAGAUCAGCUCACUCGCCGCGCGGAGUUGGCCAAAGCAAUCGUAUUGCAUUGAGGUUCUCGCUUGGGAACAUUCUGAGCUCAUCCUGUUGGAUCCUUCUCCUUCACGGCCCAGGACGCAAGCAGGCCCCGGCGCUGACAAAUACACAAUGAAGGAGUAUCAUCUGGUAUAUAUUUGGCAGGAGCCUUUGAAGGGAGCGAUGAUGGAGAGAGGACCAGAAUACGCUGAUUCCACUCGCGAAAAACGACAUGUAGGGAAGGUGGGAGAGCCGACAAUUAUAGAGAGACCAGCCCAUAUUAAGUCCAAGGAGGAAAAUUCUGGGAGUAUUGAGGCCAUAGAGCCGAAAGCGAACAACGGAAGCAUGGUCCCCCGAAAGGAGAGUAGGUCCACUCUCAAGGAACGUAUUGCUGUGCUGCAAGCCAACAGUGGACUUACGCCUCCUGGGAACGGAUCGUCACGAUUUUCGACUAUCUCCAGGCCCGCAGCACUCGCCGUCGGAAAAGGUGCCUACGAAUCAACAAACCAGCGCGUUUCGACAAACUUGGUGGGGCACCUGUGCCGAGAAGUGGCUUUGGAUUAG